Molecule: messenger RNA, 3136 nt
Organism: Labrus bergylta (ballan wrasse)
Lineage: Eukaryota; Metazoa; Chordata; Actinopteri; Labriformes; Labridae
Gene: sars2
Product: seryl-tRNA synthetase 2, mitochondrial
Biological process (GO): mitochondrial seryl-tRNA aminoacylation
Cellular component (GO): mitochondrion
Molecular function (GO): tRNA binding; serine-tRNA ligase activity; ATP binding
Source: RefSeq, a predicted model, not a curated record
CACCCCCCUCCCCUCCCCUGUGCAGAAAUGCUUCCCGUCCUAACACGCAUCAGUCCACCAUGGCAGUGCACACGUCCAACUCUGUGCCAAAACAAUGAAGGUGUAGUUUUAAAAGCCUACAGGGCAGAAAAUGAGUCCAGUCGGCCGCACUUGUCACGUCUGAACCGGAUUACCGCAACGUUAAACUUCCGCUCAUCUGAUUGGUUGACCUUUGCCUCGUGACGAAUGUUUGGAAAUACGCAGUACGUCGUUUUUUGUCCCUGAAAAUAAAUUAAAAUCCUUAUUUAUUGUUCUAAUAUACGUGUCAGCAGUCGUGCAGAACAGCUGAUUUGUACUACAGUAAUAUUUAAUGACAGAUUAUCCGUUUAUUUUUUAUUCAAUUCACCAAAAUAUUAAUGCAGCCUUCAAGUGAUCAUUGGAAAUGUCGUAUUUACGAGUUAUGGGUACAUGGACCGCACUCCAAAAUCGCAAUUACGACUGGGAAAUUUCGAUUUUCUUUUUUUUUUUUUAGGGCAGGAAAAAUGGAUGAAUGCUUGUAAACAGUAACUACAAUUUAAACAGUUACAGGGGUAUUCUAACAAAUCUCAGCUAAUAUUAGUUAAUCAUUAUAAUGUUAUUUAAACCUAAAUACAACUAAAAUAAUGCCUGUAAUUCAAUCUGCUGCUGGAGAACACAGGAGCUCUGUCCCACUUGCAUCGGCCACGAAACAAACAACCUCAGGCGUCCAUGUUUGUUGUUUUGUUUUCCCAACUGCAUCUGGAACGUACGACAUUUCCUUGAAGUACGCGAAGGCACCAUAACUUCCGCAUGUAUGCUGCAUUCAGGGCCGAUACGACCGUUUUUACAACUCUCAACCGUUCCGUUUGCUUUGAUGUAAAUACAUUUUAAUCUUUAUAUUAUACUCGUAUAUGUUUUGUUUUAUUCAGAAGAUGAGUUUAUUUGGACGAACAGCUUUUGAAGUGCAUAGGGAGACGCUGACCAAGAGUCCUCAAAGAGCACAAUUGCGAAUAUUUCUACACCCGCUAAAUGCAUCAUCAACCCAAAGAGAAAACAUGGCGGCCUGCUUCAGCAUGGUCACAAGAGUGACAGCACUGGCUGCUGUGCUCAAGCCGGUGUCCGCACAUUUAUCAAGGCCGGGGGCAAAUGUGUGUGUUCGCUUUUCGCACGGAGUCCGGAGCAGUCUGUACGAGCAUGUCCGUGAAGGUUACAGUGACAAGCCGGAGCUGGACAUGAGAGCAGUGUGUGAGGAGACCGACAAAGUCAUCGCAGACGUAGAGAAGAGGAAGGGCGACCUGCGAGGGGACGAUGUCAGGAAGAUUGUUUGUGUGUGGCAGGAGCUCCAGGCAGUGAGGACAGAAAUCUCUGUGCUGGAGGAGCAGAAGAAACACAUCAGUGAAACUGUCAAAGCCCUGGUGGCCAGUAACAACAAGAAAGCCCUUUCCAGUCUUCCAGAGUACACGCAGGCUCUGCAGAGGGGUCGGGAGAUCCGCAUCAGACUGAAUCAGCUCCAGCCUCGAGAGACGGAGCUGGAUCAGGAGCACUAUAUACGAGCACUCAGACUGCCCAACACCUCCCACCCUGACGUGCCAGUUGGGGAUGAGAGCCAGGCGAGGGUGGUGGAGCUGGUUGGACAGAAACCAGAUUUUGACUUCAAGCCCAAAGGCCAUGUGGAGCUGGGGGAGGAGCUGGGUCUCAUCAGGCAAAGACAUCUAGCUCAUGUGUCAGGCCACAGGUCCUACUAUCUGAGGGGGGUCGGAGCCAGACUUCAGACUGCGCUCCAAAACUUUGCCCUCGACAAAGUGCUGCGACGGGGCUUCAUCCCGAUGGUUGUACCUGACGUGCUGAAGGGGGCAGUAUUUGAGGGUUGUGGGAUGCAGCCCAACGCUCACCGCUCUCAGGUCUACACGCUGGAUCCAGCCCGUUUCCCAGACCUCAACCUGGCAGGGACCGGAGAGGUCGGCAUUGCAGGCUAUUUCAUGGAUCAUGCAGUGAGCUGGAAGGACCUGCCUGUCAGGUCGGCGUGCAGCAGCACCUGCUACAGGGCGGAGACGGACACAGGCAGAGAGACAUGGGGCCUCUACAGAGUUCAUCACUUCAACAAGGUGGAGAUGUUUGGAGUGACAGCUGAUGAGACGGGACAGGAGAGCUCUCAGCUGCUGGAGGACUUUGUCUCUUUGCAGAAAGAGAUUUUCUCUGCUCUGGAGCUACACUACAGAGUGCUGGACAUGCCGACGCAGGAGCUCGGUCCUCCUGCACACAGGAAGUUUGACAUCGAAGCGUGGAUGCCUGGAAGGGACAGCUAUGGAGAAAUUUCCAGUGGGUCAAACUGCACAGACUACCAAAGCAGACGUCUCAACAUCCUGUAUGAGAGAGAGGACGGCAGCCUGCAGUACGCCCACACAGUGAAUGCUACAGCAUGUGCAAUCCCUCGAACCAUCAUCGCCAUCCUGGAGACUCACCAGACCAAAGAGGGAACAGUGCGUGUCCCCCGAGCUCUGCAGCCUUAUUUGGGCCUAGAAGUCAUUGAGAAGCCAAAGUACGCUCCGCUGAAGUACAUCGGACCCAACCAGCACACUCGACCCCCCAGGCCUGCUCCAAAGACUAGAUGAUCAAAAUACCAGUGAAGUGCUUUAAAAACCAGACAGCGUCCACGACAACCUGACAUGGGAGCCAGUUCACAUUCGACACCAUUAAUGACGGGCACACACGGUACAAUCUCCACGGUACAAAGGCCAACUUAAGCCAGACUUUUGAGUCGUACGGCUGACUGUGGCGGGUGCACUGAGGCACAACGCCCAAUCACGGUCUGGUCGGCUGUUUUCUGACAUGUUUGAUAUUUUUUGUCGCACAGUGAGAUCUGAGACUUUUUUUUCCUGAUUAUGCCUACACAACCAAUCACCAUGGCAACAGCAGGUAUGCCUGUUUAAUCUGUCUACCCCUCUGAUCGUGAAAGAAGCGCUGGUACAAGAUAUCUGCAGACCUCCAGCUGAUGGAAUAUUUGUUAUGAUUUAGCCUCUAGUGAGCUCGUGUUUAUCGGUGAUGGUGAGUGUGAGAGAGAGAGCGUUCUUGCCGGUGUGUGUAUUUGAGCCAUGCAUCAGACAACUGACAUACACAUCUAUUGAGAAUAGAUUGUGAA